Molecule: messenger RNA, 4094 nt
Organism: Coffea eugenioides
Lineage: Eukaryota; Viridiplantae; Streptophyta; Magnoliopsida; Gentianales; Rubiaceae
Product: putative disease resistance protein RGA4
Exons: 6
Coding region: 1-2841 (946 amino acids)
Source: RefSeq, a predicted model, not a curated record
AUGGCUGACGCUGCUAUCAGUGCUGCUGUUAAGGUCGUCUUGGGGACACUUAUUUCCAUUGCCGCGGACCGCAUUGGUAUGGUUCGGGAGGUCAAAGCAGAGUUGGAGAGACUAAGCAAUACUGCUGCAACGAUCCAAGGUUUCCUGGCUGAUGCUGACGGGAAAAUGCAUAGCCAAGGGGUGCGAGGUUGGCUCAAGGAGCUAGAAGAUGAGGUUUUUAAAGCUGAUAACGUGCUGUACGAGCUCAACUACGACAUUCUUCGUCGGGAGGUGAAGUACCGAAAUCAACCAAUGAAGAAGAAGGUAUGCUUCUUCUUCUCCUCCUUUAAUGCAAUUGGUUUUAGUUCCAGCUUGGCUGCAAAGAUCCGAGACAUCAACACCAGCCUAGAGAGGAUCAACCAGCAGGCAAAUGUCUUGGGAUUGGUCAGAAAGCACCAAAAAGAAGCUGAUGCCGCUGGUGCCGCGGCAAGCAGACAGACCGACUCUAUUGUUGUUCCGAACAUUGUGCAGGAGAGUCUUUUGAAUGAAUAUCAAAGCCAAAUUAAUCAAAUACUUAAGGUGAGCUUUGAUCAUUUAUCAUCUCCAUCAGUUAAAAAAUGUUUUGCAUAUUGCUCAAUUUUUCCCCAGGACACUGAAUUAGGAGAAGAUGAACAAAUUCAGCAUUGGAUUGCGGAAGGUUUUGUUCUAAAGAAUAAUAGAGUGAUGGAGGAAACAGGAGGCGAGUAUUUGAGGAUUUUGUUGCAAAAUUCCUUGCUGGAAAAAGUCGGAGAGUCGUGGAGAACAUACUAUAAAAUGCACGAUCUCGUGCAUGAUUUUGCAAAAUCAAUUCUCAAUCUAGAAAGCAGCAAUCAGGAUCGCUACCUUGCAUUGGACUCUUCUAAAGGUUUGGAAGAAAAUACCAUAAGGACAAUACCAGCAUCAAUUCGCACAUUAUUUCUCCAUCUAGAGGGUGGCGUAUCUACUGACAUGCUUUUAAGAUUCAAGUGCUUGAAUGUUCUCAAAUUGUCCGGCGAUGAUGUCAAGUUUCUACCGAGCUCCAUUGGCAAACUACUACAUUUGCGACUGCUCGACAUUUCAUCUUCUGGAAUCACAAGUUUGCCAGAAUUUCUUUGCAAGCUAUAUAAUUUGCAGACACUAACGAUUGAUGAUCAUGAACUUGAAGGAGGUUUUCCAAAACGGAUGAGCGAUUUGAUCAGCUUGCGACAUCUAAACUACUACCAUGAUGAUGCAAAAUUUAAAAUGCCGGUGCAGAUGGGACGAUUGACUUGUCUUCAAACUCUAGAGUUCUUUAAUGUAAGUCAAAAAAGGGGAUGUGGCAUCGAAGAGCUUGGGACCUUGAAAUAUCUGAAAGGAUCGUUGGAGAUAAGAAAUCUUGGACUAGUGAAGGGCAAAGAAGCUGCUAAACAAGCAAAAUUGUUUGAAAAGCCAGAUCUGUCCGACUUGGUGUUUGAAUGGGAGAGUGGGGAUCGGGAAAGCGAUAACCGUGAGGAGGAUGUGUUGGAAGGUCUCCAACCUCACCCAAAUUUGCAAAGGUUGGGAAUUCGUUCUUUUAUGGGUAAUAAAUUUCCACAAUGGCUUAUCAAUUUGUCAAAAUUGGUGGAGUUGCGGAUAGUAGCCUGCAAGAGAUGCAGUGAACUCCCCUCAUUAGGACAACUGCCAUCCCUCAAACGUCUCUCUUUGAUAAGAUUGGACAACAUCCGAUUUAUUGGAGAUGAAUUCUACGGUAUUACUACUAAGGAGGAGGAGGAGGAGGAGGAGGGCAGAUCACAAGCAUCAGAGAGCAGCAGUAGAAGGCGAAAAUUCUUUCCUGCCCUUGAAGUACUCUGUGUAGAAUAUAUGGAGAAUUUGGCAGAGUGGAAGGAUGCAGACCAAGUGAGGUCAACAGUAGGUGAAGCAGAAGCAGAUGUCUUUCCUGUGCUGAGGUAUUUGAGCAUUCAACGUUACGGCACUGCUUCUGUUGAGGAGUUGAGUAUCCGCAUUUGUGACAAUCUUAGGGAGCUGCCAGAUCUGGAUCUGUUUGGAUCGAGUUUGCAGCGAUUGACCAUCGAAGAUUGCCCAAGAUUAAUCAGUCUUGGAGUAAAUGGACAGAAAUGCCCCCUUUUACUAUGCCUUGAGAAAUUGAGAAUUGAUUAUUGCAAAGGGUUGACAACUAUAUCCGACAAAAUGUUCGAGUCAUGCCGGUUUCUGCGGUCCCUGGAGGUGAUGAGGUGCCCCAAUCUGGUGUCGUUUUUGCUUAAUUUGCAGGAGACGCCUUCUCUAGAGAAAUUCGUCUUAGAGAACUGUCCCAAAUUGAUCCCUCAUAGUUUCAAAGGAUUUGCUUUUGCCACCAGCUUAAGAGAAUUGAGCAUCAACAGUCCCUUCUCCUCAGAUGACUCCUCAGUCGAUGAUUUUGAUUGGUCUGGUUUAAGAUCUGCAUCAACGCUCCGUUGGCUUCGCCUAGAAGGGUUACCUCACACGGAGUCCCUGCCACACCAGCUUCAAUACUUGACUACCCUCACUUCACUAAGUCUGGACAGCUUUGGAGGAAUAGAAGUGCUACCGGAUUGGAUUGGAAACCUUGUGUCCCUUGAAACCCUACAGCUAUGGGAUUGGGAAAACCUUCGGUCCUUACCAUCUGAGGCCGCCAUGAGACGCCUCACCAAGUUAACAAGUGUUGAAGUUGAUGAGUGUCCUCUGUUAAGACAACGAUACACUCCCCAAAGAGGCAUCUACUUGGAGGAGGAGAUUUCAAGUGAUCCGACAAGCAGUGACAGCGAACAAGAAGGCAAUGAUGGUGCUCAAACAUCAGUCUCAUGUUGUUUCCCAUCGUUGCUGAAGAAGGAGAAACCAGGAGAGUCUUAGAAAGCAGACCUCAUGUUGUUGGACAAAGACACCACCCUUUGCUGUUGCAUUUCUUACAAGAUUGCCAGGGGGCAGAAGUUAUUUUCACUGACUAGACAGGUUUGAAGAUGAAGUUAGUAAUCAAUGAUGAGAAUUUUGCACAUCAGAGAGCGCUAGCUUUGAUGGAGGCUUCACCAGUUGGUGGUUCUCCCCAGGUUUCCCAAACAUAAGCUUUUACUCAUCUCCUGCUCGGGCUGCAGAAAGAAAGAUGAGCAAUGCAAGGAAUGAUGGCGCUCAAACAUCAGCUUCAUGUUGUUCUCCAUUGCUGCUGAAGAAGAAGAGCUCAGGAGAGUCUUAGGAAGCAGACCUCAUGUUAUUGGACAAAUGACACCACCGAUUGCCGUUGCAUUUCUUACUAGAAUGCCAAGGGACAGAAGUUAUUUUCAUUGACCAGACAGGGCUUGAAGAUGAAGGCAGUUAUCAAUGGUGUUAAUUUAGCUCAUUAGAGAGCAUUAGCUUUGAUGGAUGUUUCAGAAAUAGUGGGUUCUCCCUAGGUUUCUCAAACAUAAGUUUUUCGUUAUCUGCUGGUCAGAAUGCAGAAAGGAAGGUAAUAAUUUAGCUUGUACGUCCUUAGGGCAGUUUUAAUAAUUUCUGAUCUGCUUUCUUGAUAUGUAUUUAGUAAAUCAAUUACCAGAACUUUUUAUUUCUUUUGCUGAUUGCUGAACUGAAAAUGGCUAGUAGCAGGCUUGUAGAGUGUGAUAUGGAUGAAGAAAAAGAGAGGGAAAACAUCCUAGCAUGGAAGCUGAUACAGGAGACCUAUCAAGGUGCGCAGCUGAUUUUAGGCACACUGGACUGAUGGACUUGGUGAAAGGGUUGGAUGUUUGUGACAGUAGAGAAUUGGAUAAACAAUCAAUUUGGAGCAAUGAGAGAAAUGCAGAUGCAAGAAGUCUUGAAUUGCACAAAGGUCCAAGGAAGAGGAGGGAAAACGUUCUUUUCAGUAGAUGUGUGCAUAUUUUGUGAAGAAUUAACACUUCUUAAAAGAUGGCAUUUCAUACUUUUGGCGUAUCAGAAUGUGACAAGUCCUGAUAGUGCGUUUUCUUCAUCUUUUACAGGGAGUAAAAGUAUGUCUAGAGACCAUAUUUGUAAGAUUUCCUACCCUUUUUUAGCUAGACAUUUGAUAGAGAGAACUUAGAACUCUUGUUACUUUUCCUCUUCAAGUAAUCAUUUUUUGUUAUCUCUGCGAAAUUGCUUAAUCCAGUGGUUUGUUAGCCACC